Messenger RNA from Osmia lignaria (orchard mason bee), 8164 nucleotides. Lineage: Eukaryota; Metazoa; Arthropoda; Insecta; Hymenoptera; Megachilidae. The record is from RefSeq and is a predicted model, not a curated record.
AAAAGGUACUAAAGAGCAAUAUCCCUGGCAAACAUUUCUGCCUCUCAACACUGUUUCUCCGAGAAAUUCAGCACAUUAUUCGCAACUCGUAUACAGCGCAAAGUGUACAAUAGACGAUACACGCACAACGCUGGACAGAGAAACGGAGUUUUUAUUAAGCGGAUGUCACUUGACUGCGUAUAUGUGUGAGUUUUAGAUACCUGAUAUCUCCUUCUUUAGAAGAAAAUAUCUCAUGUACAAUAAUCGAUGAAUCAUAGUAAUACUUGGUAGAAAUACGUGGUGAAAAUGCUUAUAGCUGCAAAAAUAGAUGCACCAGUUUUUCCUCUUUUCCUUGUAUCACCUCUCUCUCCGCUCUCUCAUUUUUCCUUAAUUUUCCAAUUAAUCGUGUUUCAUUUCUUUCUUUCAUCUGCUUCUCUUCACUUUUCUUUUUUUUUCUUAUUUAAUACUUGAUGUUGUAGGUAAACAGGGUGAUCGGUGAAACGACUAUCGGCUAUCAGCUAUCAGCUAUCGAAAUGCUUAUCCGAGCAACGAGCUUACCCGCAUCUUUUACGCAAUGGACAGCAGCGACUCGAAGCAUCGUGUUUCAGAGACGAUACCUAGAAGGUCAAAGGUGUCUAGAAGCUGCCAAAAUAUUUUUAGAGACUUGUCCCCAUUUACAAGAAUGUCGUACAGUAUUUUCUAGUGGGAAAAGAUUUAGUACCAAAGUUAACGGAAUGACACUGAUAGAUGUUAUUGAAAAAUUUGUUGCUAUUAACAUAAUAAUUCAGGAACGCCUGAACAAAAUUACAGACUGCGAACAAUUGAAACACUGUGGAGAUUUACUAGAACAGUUAAAAUUUCUCAUAGAAGAAACCCGCGGACAACGUUUUGUCGUUAAUAUCAACGUUCCUUCGCAGGGUAAUUCCCAAGUAUCCAAUGGCUCUCCCAUAAUAUCUAGCAGUGUACGUAAAAGAUGUCACAGUAACAGCGAUCGUGAACGAUGCAAACGUACAAAAGUGAUGGCGAAUACAUCGCAACAAAUCAACUCGGCCGCUGGUCACGUAAAUAGUUACGAUAGCAUAGAGACAACACCAUUAGAAAGUUUGCCUGGUCACACAAAUACGAGCGAACAAUCUAAAUGUGGUAGCAUUCACGUGGAAGAGAAGAAACAUAUCAGCUCUGAAGAAGAAGUUGGAAGUAUUGGCAAUAAUAGCAAUAGUAAUAGUUGUAAUAAUAAUAAUAACGGCAACAACAAUAACAACAACAACAACAACAACAACAACAGUAAUAGUAAUAAUAGUACUAAUCAAGAUGCGCAAAAUCUAGAAGAUGCUGUAGUAGAUAAUACGUGUAAAACGAAUAAUGGAAAAGAUUCGUGCACGUUUGAAAAAUGUACUGCGGCUACAAGCACGGAAGAGUUACGGAGUUAUUCGUGCGUGGAGGUCCAGACUAGCCCGUACGAUACACCGGAGUCCGAAUCAGAAAGCAACGACGAACCAAUUGAAAAUCUCAGUUUACUGACGAAAGAGUUGUUGAAUCGUACCGAAUUACAAGAAAGAAUUGCCGAGAACAUUAACAAAGCAAUACUUCCAACGGAUGUAUCAUCGAAAGAGGAAAAUUUAAAUGAUUCGACGAACGGCGAAGCAAAUACCUCUGUCAUGGCAGACUUAAGUAACGCGAUUAAAUCGAUAGUAGAGGCAACGGAAUCUGAUCCUGUAUUUGAAAGAUUUCUCGAUGAAAUGAUCGGCUCGCAGAUAGAAGCGGAUACGAGUCCCGAUGAAGACAUCGAAGCCAAUAAUAGACCGAAAACGAAGUUGACGAAUGGAUCGCGAGAGAAAGAAAUUGAAAUUUCAACAAUGGUGAAUAGUAGCUCAACAACAGAGUUGGUAAUAUCAGAUAUGAAAUUAUCCGAGGAGGUAAAGGUGACAGAUAUACCGUUAAAACAGAGACUUCGCAGUUCUUCGAGACAACAAAAUGCUCGAGUCGAAGAUGACCAACGAGAGCAAGAGAAGGAAGAUAACGUGUUGGAAGAUCAAAACGCUGCCGCGAUAUUAAGUAUAAUAAAUGCCAAUAUUACGAACAAGUGUCCGACGACGUACGAGGAAAAAAGCUUAGAGAGUCGAAAAGAAGUUGUACCGGUCGACAUUGAGAAUGAAAAGAAAUCGAAGGUUUCGACAUUUGAAGUUUCUUCAGAGGAUGGUAGUAGGCAAGAGGAACAUGGAAAAUCAUCGAACAUUGAAAAUCAACAAAUUGUUUGUAUCAAUGAAGAAACAGUUCGAAAUAUUAACGCGGCUGAGACAAAGGUAAAAAAGUCGACGGUAAGAAGAACGAAGCCGUCGAAAGCUAAAAACGAAUCGGAGAAUAAUCUGAACGGUAACAAAGGCAAUACAUUCGAUGAACAAGACAUAAUGACGAUGCCAACGUUGAUAGUGUGUUCGAAAGAAGAAAUAAACAACAUAUUAUGUGCAAGUUCUAUACCGUCUAGAAGAAAGUCGCGGUUCGUUCCUAUCGUUCCAAAGGAUCCAACAGGUAAAAAUGGGAAAAAUUUUAUGGAGACGCUGUAUUUGAAAACUGUAAAUGUUCCUCAAAAGGUAGCACCAACGACAUCGUCAACAUCAUCAACGUCGUCAACAUCGUCAACAUCGUCAACAUCGUCGACGUCGAUGACUCGUCAAACAAUCCAUUCAGGCGAGAGGCAGGAUAAACAAAUAAACAACAAAGGAAAAUGUAGAUCGAUUCGGAGCGUUAAUAAUUUGGCAGGUAGUUCGAUAACAAGUCCCGCCAUUUUACCCAACACCACCACGAGCAAACUCAUCGUCGGAGAAUCGAUUACUCUUUACGGGAACGAAAAUAGUGCAAGAACAUUAGUGGAUAGUUCAAAUAUGCCUACUAUAAACAUAGAAGAUAACGUUAGUUUGUCUGGCUCGGGAUUAUCUCCGUACUUAAAAUUCAAUUGCAAUAAGAACAAUCAAAAUCAAAGUUUGUCAGACAUCGACUUGACACCUGUUGUACAAGCUACUGAAAAAGCUGUUGUUCCGGUUAAAAGUAACUUCGACGACGAGCAGCAGCCAUUGAAUUGCAAGGCUGUUGCGGUCGACCCGAUUACUAAACGCACUCCGAGAACGUUGUUGAAAAGCAGGACAAAAAAUUAUAGAUUGAGUUUAUCUACACCCAGACGGAAAAGCAAUCAUAUAAGAGUUCUCGAUUUCAAUACACCGACGAAGGUAAUAGCUUCGACGUCAGCGUCGGCAGUGACAAUUGCGGGAACCGUAACGGGCAAUAUUGCAUCCAGUGGAACGGUUAGCGAUAGCGAAAACGUGUCCUCCUUAAAACACGUUAAAUCGGUAUGUAGAACUUGUCUUUUCAAGUCCCCACCAUUUUCUAAUUCUACGAUGAUCGGGCAUCAAACGACGUGCCCGGAAACAGUUAUCGAAUCGUCAAACAAAGUUGCCGUAGCGACAACCGAAUGUUCUGUAUCGAAAGUUACAAACGUUUCGGAAAAGUGUCGGAAGGACGAAAACAAUGUCAGCAUUUUGUCCGAACAGAAAUUAAAAUCAACGAAAAUGGUAAAGGACACAUGGGACGCGGACUUGAGGAAAUCUUUACAAACGACUAACACGGAAGACGAUCGUCGGAAAAGCAAGAGCGUUGUUUCAAAUAAAGAAAAGUGCAAAUCACGCGCGUCGAAAGGAAAAAGUAUCAAAAGUCUACCGACUAAAGAGUCGUCGGUUGCCGCUGCAAAAGAGAAAAAACGAAAAAGGACAAAAGGAAAGGUGUUGUCGACAGAAGAAGAAAAGGCAGAGAGUAAUAUCGUGUCGAUACCGGAUAAAAAUUCGUUGUUCGAUAUCGAUAGUGCCAAGACAAACGACGUUUUGCCAACGCGUAGUAACGAGAAUAAACAUAAAACUGUCUCUGAACGGAACAAACUGGACGAAUUAUCCAUUUUCGAGAAGAAUCGUGUCGAUGAAUCGUUAGUGAUAACAACAACGACAACAACCACUACUACCACUACGAUGAUAGAAACAAUAACAACAAUGGCAACGAUGACGGCGACGUCGAUGACGACGACGACGACGACGACGGCAACGAUAACAGCAACAAGAACAAUCGACGAUUCGAAAGUUGAGAAAAAUAAUAUGAAAAAGUAUGUCCCAUUGAAAACGUUAAAAACCAAUUUAAAUAGAUGUGAAAAAUCGACGAACGAGAACAAUAUAAUGUCGACGAAUGGGAAUGAUACGCAAUUCUCUGAGUUGACGAAAAUUUCCACGGAUGUCUCGCAGCAAUUAUUACAAAUACCUAAUUUGAUUGAUUUGGAAACGCCAAGAAAGUUGGAGAACUCCGACGUUCCACCGACACCCAGAUUACUUAGUCCUAGCAGCAGUAUCACGCCGUUUGUUAAAACAAACGAAGACUCGAGUAAAAUACGAAAUUUUAUAAGUACUCCGGAAUUUCCGACAACACCUUGUAUAGCGUUAACUCCAAAACACUUGGAAGAAACUACGACCGAUAAUCCGAAGGAAGAAACCUUCCAUUCCUGUUCCCCCUAUUAUAAACCUACUUUUGAGCAGAACGAACAUUCGGAGAAAUUAUCAGGGUCAAAGACGUCAAAGACGUCAAAGACGGCAAACGAUUUGCAAAAAUCGCCUGUAAUAUCAUCCUCCUCGCAAUGCACGAACCAGUGCGUGCCGCCCGGCAACGUUAUCGGUUCGAGCAGCACCUUUCAAACACGCCUAUCUGAAAAAUUAGAAAUAACACAAUUUGAAGUGAUCAAGGAAAAUUUGCCUAAAGAUGAGGCAAUAAAAGAGCUUAAAAUAUCAGCCAGUUCUCGAGAUUCGACGUCGCAUUGUACAAAAGGUAACAAAGCUAAUUGUCGUGUCAAAGACGAGAAUGCAGAAUUAAUUAUCGAUAAAAACGGCACGGACGAUAGCAGUACGGCCAAAUAUUGCGCGAGGGUAGUUGAUAACAAAAAAAGAUAUUUGCGCAACUGCGAAGAAUCCUUAGACAGAGACGCAUCAUCCUCUUCCUCUUCUUCGACCUCUUCAUCCUCAUCGUCGUCCUCCUCCUCCUCCUCCUCGUCCUCGUCCUCUUCUUCGUCCUCCUCAUCAUCAUCAUCAUCGCCCUCGUCUUCGUCUUCACCUUCGGCAUCUUCCUCGCCGAUUUCUACAUUUUUACCACCUUCGUCCAUUUCACCAGAAUUGAAAGUAACAAACUCGUUGGAAACAUCAUCGUCCAGCAAAAAGAAUAAAAAAAUUUCGAAUCAAAUUUAUACAGAUACUACGAGCAAUGACAAUUCAAUAUGCAAACUUGCUACGCGUCGAAUACAGGAAGAAACAACGAAUACAGAAUAUUUGGUUACCUCGGCAAGUACUUUGACAAAAUUAACGAUCAAAUCAACGGAUGUAUUAUGUACGAAUCGUACCGAAGAAGCAAUUAUCGCUUUAAGAAAAUGCGAGUCAUCGCCGUUAAAAGUGUUUUCGGUAAUGAAAAAUGAAAGGGAUCGACAGAAGGAAGAAGAAGAAGAGGAGGAGGAGGAGGAGGAGGAGGAAGAGCUGCUACAAGAAACUCCGGCCAAAAAUGAAAUUUUAAUAAACGAAGCAGAUAUUUCCGAAACUCCGAGCAGUUCUAAGACCGGUGUAGAAAACUUGACUAAUUUAUCUUCAAAAAUUUCAGCGUUUAUCAAUUCAGAAGAUGGAAAUCGGAAUCAGGAUUUAUACGUAGGAAAUUGUACAGCGAAAAGCCUUAAGCAAAAGGCAAAAAUAGUGAAAGCGCAACAUACUUUCAAACCCACAAUGUCCGUAAAACGUUUUUCUUUGUUACAAAAACAACAACAACAGCAAAAGUGUUUGACUAUAGACAAGAAAUUAGUCGUUCAAUUAGAAGCAAAACGUCAACGUAUGAUAACGAAAUUUAGAGAUAUUCCUAAAUCUAGUCUUACCCGUAGAACAACCCGACAGAAACGAAUUAUUUGUAAGGGUAAUAAAAAUAAUGUAACCGUAAAACAAAAGAAGAAUCGUAGCGCGUCUCUUCAGAUUCAGAAGAAUGAUGAUUCAGUUAGCGAGAAGAAACAAAAGAAAAAAAAGAAAAAGAAGAAAAUUGACGAGCUCGAUAACGAUAACGAUAACAUCAACAAUGACAAUCGUAGCAGCAACGAUAAUAGUAUUGGUAAUACCGAUGAUACAAGCGUAAAACGUUUAAACGUGGACAACGUAGCAGAAAUGAAAGAUUGCAAGAGACUGAAGGAAAAUUCAAAUCGAGAAAAUGAUAGUGAUAAAAUUGCGUUCAACGACACUUUGACGUUAAAAAUUGUAAAGCAAACGGAUGUGCAGAACGAUUCAAACAAACCUCCUAUCUGCACGAUUGUCGAGAAUAACACGAAUAAUAACGAAGAAAACGAUGUUGCGAUUCAAAGCGAAGAAGAAUUAAAUAGAGUUGCGGAAGCGGAAAAUAAAAUUUUCAAUAUAAAUAGAGUGGAAAAUAAAGAAACAAGGAGAUUGGAAACGUCAGAAUAUUCGGGAAAUUCAAUAAAUUCAAAAAAUUGUAUUGCGAUCAAUGCCGAAGAAAGUGAUAUACCUGUUAUCUUGAAUAAGACUAGCAAUGAAAUUAUUUCACAAGAAAGCAAGUUUAGUACGAUGAAAAAUGAAGAAAGUUACAAAGAGAAAAAUACGUACAAAGCAAUAAAACAAGCUAAUUAUAGCGGUAAAGCAAACGCCUUAUCAAAAUCUAAGGUUGAUCUAGUAAAACGAGAUUUGUUUAGCGACGAAGAGAAUGAUUACAAAACAAAGUUUUCAUCUAAUCAGAAAAAUGAUCUUAUCAAAACUGUAUCUAUAGACAAUUCUGACUUACCAAGUGCCAAGAAUUUAUCGCACGUUCUUCAGAGUUUACAACUCGUUCCUGCGUGCAAAACUGAUCAACCGAACAAACUUGAAUCAAAAGUGGAAAAAUGCGAUGGUAAAACGAAUUUCAACGUGGUUGCACCAAAUUCGGUAGAAUACCAUUUUCUCUACGACGAUAGUGCUCCGUUAAAGAAAAGAAGACGAAGAUACAGCAGUCACGAAUUGGAAUUUCAAAUUAAUGUAGUCUUGAACGAUCAAAGUAACGACGAAUGCGUUAAGGUAUGGACAGCCACCGAUUACGAAGAGAUAUUCAAUCUGCCGCCAAAAUCUAAAAAGAAAUUAGCAAAUAGAAAGUCGCCUCUGAAAUACGAAAAUCAUUGCGAAACGUCUCUGGACACGUUAAGCGCAACAAGUACACACGCCAAGCCGCUGGCCACUUCCUCUCCUAUCGAUAGGCCGUUUUUCUCGAAAACGAAAAAGCUUGCCACCACCUCCCUUCUUCAAACUUCCACCGUUAAUGAAAGAAAUAAAUAUCUACAACAAACGAUUGAUAACAAAAAACGAUUGAAAACAGACAAAAAUCAAGAAACAAUCACAGACACCUCAGUCGUAAAACUUCAAAAGAAUAUGCUCGUUGAGCCGAAACAAAAUAACCAGUUCGAAAAACGAGAGCAUCUAACGGAUCCUCGAACAUUACUGAACAAUUUAGAUUUAGAUAAAUUUUUAACUUCUGUUCAUGGACCAGCCUGAACGUUCUUCAGUUUAAUUUUCCAUUAAAAUUGUACAAAAACUUUUUUUCAACCUGCGUGUAUAAUACACGUUUCCCUUUCCAACUACUUAUUGUUCCAUCCGGGGGAAAAAAAAUAUGAAACGCUAUUAUCGCGUUUCAUUUUAAAUAAUCUCGAAUGUAUUAAUCAUACAGUAUUCAGUUAAACACUCGAAUACUUUUCUUUUCUUGAUACACGGAAAUACGAUUGGAGCCCAUCCCUCUUCCUUUUAAUUUUCUCAUUUCACGUACAAGUAUGUACUUACACAACUCGAUACUUCGAUCGGAUGAAAAGUAUUCUUUAUUAGAAAUAUCUGACAACAGAGGCAGAACGAUUUGACGCGUUACAUUUUACAGGUAAAAUAUACACAUAUAUACGUAAAGUAAUAAGUUUCCGGCAAAGAAAAGACGCGUAAAAAAAUAAAUAUUUAAGAUUUAGAUUUUACAGCUUUGUCUACAUCUUCCGUAACCGCUAAUAAUUUUCGCCACUGUGCCAUGUUCAGGCAAAUACCUGCGCAGAAAAAACAUUUCUUUCAGUUUUUUCUUAUUUGUCUACUGUUCAUUAUUAAAAUAGAACUUUCUAAUA